Messenger RNA from Camelina sativa (false flax), 1212 nucleotides. The record is from RefSeq and is a predicted model, not a curated record. NCBI's taxonomy places the organism in Eukaryota, Viridiplantae, Streptophyta, Magnoliopsida, Brassicales, Brassicaceae.
AUGGCUGCUUCUCCAUCUGAUGUCAUCAAUCCUGCUUCUACGUCCCAGUUUCAUAACAUCAAUAUGUCCAAUGUCACCAAGCUCACCGCUUCCAAUUUCCUGAUGUGGAACCGUCAAGUUCAUGCCUUGCUUGCAGGUUACGGUCUUGUCGGGUAUCUUGAUGGCACCACGGUUGCACCAGAUGCGACUGUGCUCCAAGGUGAAGCUUCUAUUCCUAAUCCAGAGUAUAAUCUUUGGGAACCGCAAGAUCAACUCAUUGUUGCUAGCCUUCUCGGUGCGAUCUCGACUGAGAUCCAACCCAUGCUCUCCAAGCUUCGAGAACAGAUCAAGCAAUGGCGGAAGGGUUCUCGUACUGUUGAUGAAUACGUUCAAGGUUUGGUUGUUCGUUUCGAUCAACUUGCUACGCUUGGCAAGCCAUACGAACAUGAAGAACAGAUCGAGUAUCUGUUAGGUGGGCUUCCUGAGUAUUAUAAGCCUCUUGUUGAACAGAUCGAGGGUCGUGACACGCCUCCCUCCAUGCCUGCCAUUCAUGAAAAACUCAUUAAUUAUGAGUUGAAGCUUCUUACACAAGGUUUUGCGUCCUCCGUUGUUCCGGUCACGGCCAAUGCUGCCUUUUACAAGUCCUCCAACAACAACAACAACAACAACUCCUCCCGUCCACAUCGGCCUCCGUCACGUGGUUCACACCACCACAACUCCCGUGGCUCCCAUGGCAAAGGUUACCAAGGUCGUUGUCAAUUAUGUGGUGUCUUUGGUCAUAGUGCGCGGAGGUGUUCUCAGCUCCCCUCCGGCGGUUCCUAUCAACCCUCCGGUGGAAACUAUCAGCCUUCCGGCGGACCCUCCACAUCGUGGCAACCUCGUGCCAACAUGGCUAUUGUGCCUCCUUAUAAUCCGGGGAAUUGGAUCAUGGAUUCGGGUGCCACACAUCACUUAACAUCUGAUCUUGCCAACUUGUCUCUUCAUCAACCGUGUACUGGUGGUGAGGAAGUGCAAAUUGCGGAUGGUUCUGGCCUCAAAAUCACACAUACCGGUUCUACCUCCCUUCCUACUUCAUCUCGCUCUCUUGAUCUCAAAGAUAUUUUAUAUGUUCUGGAUGUUCGAAAGAACUUGAUAUCAGUUUUUCGAUUAUGCAACACUAAUCAAGUUUCGGUUCAUUUCUAUCCGGCACUAUUUCAAGUGAGGGAUCUGAGCACGGGGGUCAAGUUACUCUAA